This is a messenger RNA of Lepisosteus oculatus (spotted gar), 4928 nucleotides long. It is a transcript of the gene tent4a, whose product is annotated as terminal nucleotidyltransferase 4A. The record is from RefSeq and is a predicted model, not a curated record. Gene Ontology annotation, biological process: RNA 3'-end processing. Gene Ontology annotation, molecular function: poly(A) RNA polymerase activity; mRNA binding. Lineage: Eukaryota; Metazoa; Chordata; Actinopteri; Semionotiformes; Lepisosteidae. Gene Ontology annotation, cellular component: nucleolus; TRAMP complex.
UGCGCCAUAUUGGAUCGCAGUAGUGUAUAACAGUUUAUAGUAUUUAGGAUUAGCAGCGGUCCCCGGUCCCUUUGGGCUUUUAGCGCUUACUUUCUGGGUUUUUUUAAAUGGGGUGUAAUUGCGAACUAUAAAGGACCAUACACGCGUGUAUUUUAACAGACAAAGGGAUUCGGAGAAAGGGUUGUUAAAACAGAAGUUUGAAUGGAUCCGAGGGUAGCUUGGAUUCAGCCCGAACAGAAAGGACCUGCUAAUGCUUUGUGGAUGCAUAUCUGGGAGACCUCUCAGGCUGUCAGGACAAACUCCAGUCAUCACCAACACCUCUGUGUUAAUUCGCCGGCUUUGGACUCCAGCGUUUUUAAAAAUGUAGCUGCUGCUGCUGCUCCCAGAAAAAGCACGGGCAACUGUAGCAGCCAUCAGAAUCAUGCGCCCGGUAAGGACAGCAGCAGUAGCAUUGUUGUAAUUUCAUCUUCCAGUGUAUCAAACAGCAGCACACAUAAUGCUCUGCCUCCCCCAGCCAGUAACCGAUUAAAGGCAGCUGGUGGAGAGGGGAAACGGUUGCAAAAGACUCCAUCUGUGUCUUCGUCCUCCUCGAUCGAGUCGGGAACGGAAAGCCCUUCAUCCAACUCCUCUUCGGGAAGGACUAUUGGUAAUAGCAAUACUGGUAGCAGUAAUAAGACUGCAGGCGGUGCCAACCUAUUUUUCAAUUUCAGCGAGAACUUGUUAUACAAUGCCAAUAACAGCACUCAUCAUCAGCAGGAGCAGCAUCAACACAGCCUCCACGAAAACUACAAGUUUCACCAGUAUCACAGCUCCACAGCUCUCAACAACCAUCACAACCGCCACCCAGGCCGAAGGAAAAGUGACAAUAAAGCGAGCACUUAUGGGAUCAACUAUUUGCUCUCCAACUGGGGUAAUGGGAACUAUGCCUGUUCUGGGACGCCUUGGAAAACCAGGAAAUACAGUCCCGGGGUCAACGGCCUUCAUGAAGAGAUUGUGGAUUUCUACCACUUCAUGUCCCCACGUCCUGGAGAAGCAGCUAUGCGUAAAGACGUGGUGAACAGAAUAGAGAGAGUUAUAAAGGAUCUAUGGCCCACUGCUGAUGUUCAGAUUUUUGGCAGCUUUAGUACAGGACUUUAUCUCCCAACAAGUGACAUAGACUUAGUGGUCUUUGGGAAAUGGACACGUCCCCCUCUACAGCAGCUGGAACAAGCACUACGGAAACACAAUGUGGCUGAGCCUUACUCUAUUAAAGUACUUGACAAAGCUACGGUACCAAUAAUAAAACUCACCGACCAAGAGACUGAAGUUAAAGUGGACAUCAGUUUCAACGUAGAAACUGGUGUGAAAGCAGCGUGGCUUAUAAAGGAAUAUGUUAAGAAAUAUACUGUGCUUCCUUACUUGAUUUUUGUGUUGAAGCAGUUUCUUCUUCAGAGGGAUUUAAAUGAGGUGUUCACGGGUGGUAUUAGUUCUUAUAGCCUCAUUUUAAUGGCCAUCAGCUUUUUGCAGUUGCACCCAAGAAUCGAUGCCAGGGGACCCAAUGUAAAUCUGGGCAUUCUUCUAAUUGAAUUCUUUGAGCUUUACGGAAGGCAUUUUAACUACUUCAAAACUGGUAUUCGGAUAAAAAAUGGAGGUGCUUAUGUUGCCAAAGAAGAAAUCAUGAAAGCCAUGACAAAUGGUUAUAGGCCGUCAAUGUUAUGCAUUGAAGAUCCCCUCUUGCCAGGAAAUGAUGUAGGCAGGAGUUCCUAUGGUGCCAUGCAAGUGAAACAAGUCUUUGACUAUGCUUACAUUGUCCUAAGCCAUGCUGUAUCUCCUCUUGCAAGAUCAUAUCCCAACAAAGACUCCGAGAGCACUUUAGGUCGUAUUAUUAAAGUCACCCAGGAAGUCAUUGAUUAUAGGGAAUGGAUCAUAAAGAAGUGGGGAGGGAAGAACUGCACUAAGACCGACAGUGGUGAUUCCAGGAUACAAGGCACAGAGCAGAAAGAGCACAGUAGUAUGGCUCGGAAUGCCGAGCAGCAGCGAGACUUAGUUUCCCCACAAAGCGUGGACUCGCCCAUGUCUCUCUCCAGCCCCCAUCAGCACUCUUCCGGCUCUUCUGCAUCCUCCAUCUCCUCCCUCUCGGGAAGUGAUAUCGACUCCGAUUCAACUCCCUGUUCAGCGGCAAACAUUCCCCCAUUUCCCAUCCAUGCACUAACGCUGUCUACACUCGGACCUGCAUUACAGUUGCCAAAUGGGAAGCCAAACCUAACUGGAGCUUUGAUAAUGUCUUCUGGCUCCCAGGCUAGGCUAUCCCUUUCUGGAAACCUAGGUGUUCCUUCACUACCUGGCAGACAGGUUUGUAUAGAAGGGACAACUCCUUUGAAUGCUGUCCUACACAUGCCCCCUCCUGUUGUUCCCCCUGCCUCCCCCAGCCCUCUGCCAAGCCCCCACCUGCAUCACAAGAUGCAAAGUGGGCCAAAGUAUUCCAUGAAGGGACUCCAUAAUCCAGGUGCUGUCCACAACCCAAUGGUGGGCAUGAAACAGCCUAUUAACAACAGGGGACAUGCUCAAUACAACCGCAACACCUGGCGCAGGAGGAAGCACACGAGGGAUAUUGUACCAGUCAGCCUUAGUAGAUAAGAUCGCUUCCGUCUUGAAGCUGGAGUUUUUACAAAUGCCACAAAGAGGAGUAAGACCAGCAUUCAAUACUUCACACUGUAGGUAGCCCUACGUACCUGCAGUUGAUUCUUUGCAUGUUUCCUGCACAGUGGUCAGAAAUCCACCUUGCAGAUAAUAUUGUUCAGUGCUGAAUCUGUGAAGACUUGUUCAGAUGUAAAUGUUUUGUUCUUUGUUCAGUGUUACUUUUUUACUUUUUAUUUCCCCUGCUCCAUUUUGUUUUUUGGCCUUGUGAGGAUUCACCAUCUGAUGCUGGAAGUGGCUCUAUUCAGUGACUUGCUGCAGCUUGGAGAAGAAAAUAUUUUCUCUGGCUUACAUGCGUGCAAAAGCAUUGGCAAGUUGAUGACCAGCCAUUUUUGUCUUUCAGCGAUGGACUGGCCCAGACUACACUACAAGGCAGAGCUGCCUCCUUUUUCAUAGUCAUAGUACUCAUUUUACAAUGUACAAAAGGAACAAAUUGUUUAUCAUUUGUGCAAUAACUGUUUUUUGGUUUCAAAAAAUGGUUUUAUUUAAUUUUGUUAUAUGGAUAUGUCAGGUGUUUAAGUUAUAUUUUGGGGUUUUUUUGUUCUACAAGUUUACAGAUCCUUUCCUGGAUUGUGGUCUUUGCAGGUCUGAUGUUUUAAAAACAGCAGUUUAUAGUUGCAAACUGUAACAAGAGGACUCCCCUUUUAAUGAUGUGCAAAGCAGGGCAAGAAACGGGAAUUGAAAAUAGGCUAGCCAGAGACUUUCUUCACUUCUUGGAGCUGUUGUGAAAGGAGUAGUCAACAGGUCCAUUAACUGGAAAUGUCCUUAGUCCUGUUUUUACUAAAAGCCCCCUUUUGGUGUCUGUUUUUAAUCUUUUUUUUGUUUGGGUUACAAUGUACCUGUUCAGCGCUAAAGCAUAUAUGAUUAGUGUUAAAUCCACAUCUGAUGGUUAUUCCAGUUGGGAAUCUCCCAUUUAGCCAUCCCAGGCCACUGUUCUCAUUCCGUGAAAUGAUCCUCAAAUGUUUUGGAACUACACUAAUCUGUGUGCUUCUAGCCCAGAGAGAAUAUAGCCUCUAGCAGCGUGGUUUUGUCAAAAGGAAUGACCAGAGCUCAUUUUGAAGAAUGUUUUUCAAGAGUAUGGCAAUGACCGAGGGUCGGGCGAUCAGUUGUUUUCUGAGGAAAAGGGGAGUCAAAUGAAGGUACAGUGUAUUAGGAAUAGAUUUAAAUCAGUGUUAAUUUAUGUAACCUGUGUUUAUGCAAGGUGCCCCUAAAAGCAUUUGCUCCAAGGGUGCCCAGUCAACAGAAUGUGGCGAAAGGAAUUAUUUUGAUUCCAUUCUGGAAUCUGUAUAGCAGUAUGUAUUCGUUCUGUUAAGAGCAACACAUUCAAAUCAAAUAUUAACAAGUACUUCCAUUUGCUGGAUGCAUUGCCUGAAGUAUUUUUUACAGUAUUGCAUCGUGGUGCAGCAAGUAUAUGGCGCACAAACUGUAUUGCUGUCACUUUAAGGUUACUGAUGCAUACAGGUAUACUAUGCAAGUGGAAUUUUUUUUUCAUGACGACCACUGCUUGUUACCUUUUUGAACUACAGAAAUAGUACCCAAACCCUGAGUUUUAAAAGCACCAUGGUUGUUCCAAGGAAAUAUUGACAGCGAUACGAUACCAGUAUUAUGUGUUCAUUUAAAGUCACUUGUUUUUAAAAUAAGGUUACUUAUCCUCCCCCACUUCAGCCACUACCAGGGAAUAUACCUCCUAACAAUGGUUGAAAUGUACUGUACGAUGUAUAUCUAUAGAUUUCAGAGGUGAGUGAGACUGCUGUUGAUGAAAGCAUAACUUUAAACUCCACUUAGCAGCCAAAAGCCAACUGCCUUUCUGUCAUUUUUGUUAUUACAUUCCAUUGUGGAGCUGUGGUAAACAGUGCUCUACAAAACCAUUUGUCAUGUAACCAGUGCUGAGAACUAUGGAAAAUCAUAAGUGAAUUAGACCGAGUAACAACUGGUAUCAGUGCCGAUGUAUUCAUUCUAUAUGGUUUUAAAUAAGUAGACGCAAAACGCCUUACGUUUAUGCGUUGAUUCAGACUCAAUUCUUAAAUUUGGCUUUUGCUUUUCCUGUCUUUAAAUAUGACAGGCAGUUAUAUAGUAUGCUUGUCAUAAAAUGUUACAUUUGAGUCAUGAUUAAACCAAACAAUCUGGUUGCCUGGCUACCACUGUGGUUAUAUCUUAACUGGUAACAGAAGGAAGUAUCAUUUUUUUUGGAGAAACAUUUUUAUGUAAAGUUUUUUUUCUAUUCUUUUUUUAAAUAAACUUCUUAAAACAAA